AUGAUGGAAAACGUAGUUUCAGAAGUGAUGGAAAAUACAUUGGUAAAGUCGAUAGAUCAGUCAUCCGAUUACGACUUGGCAGAAAAAAUGGAAAACAUGAAAAAAGUAAUAAUCGAAGAAGUGCGCAGGAACUUAGUGUAUAACAAACCAGUUGGACCUAUAAUGAGUUCAAAGGAUAUUUUAACAUUGAGCCAAGAACAGGAAAGAAAAUUUAACGAAACAGUGCACGAAUUGGGAUUACAUGUAAAUAGCAUACAUCAUAAUUCCACCCCCGCUUUUUUAUACGAAAUGGCAUUGAAAUAUGAAUCGAAUUCAUUUAUAACUAGCACUGGUGCAUUAUGUUGUAUUUCAGGAGAGAAAACAGGGAGAUCGCCAUCGGAUAAAAGAAUUGUUAAGGAAAAAACAUCAGAAGAUGAUAUUUGGUGGGGUAAGGUAAAUAUUCCAUUAAAAGAAAAAUCAUAUGAAAUAAAUAAAGGGAGAGCAAUAGAUUAUUUGAAUUUACAACCAAAUUUAUAUGUAAUAGAUGCAUAUGCAGGCUGGGAUGAAAAUUGUCGAAUAAAAAUUAGAGUUAUUACAUCUAGGGCUUAUCAUGCACUGUACAUGUUAAAUAUGCUUAUACCUCCAAAAAAUGUAGAAGAAAUAGAAAAUUUUAUACCAGAUUUUAUCAUAUACAAUGCUGGUGAUUUUCCAUCUAACAGAUUAACAGAUGGAAUGUCAAGUAAGACAUCUGUAAUUAUAAAUUUUGGUGCAAUGAAUAUGAUUAUAUUAGGAACUCAAUAUGCUGGUGAAAUGAAAAAAGGAAUUUUAACAUUAUUUAUGUAUAAAAUGCCAAAGGAGGGAAAAUUACCCCUACAUUCAUCAUGUAAUAUUGGAAAGAAUAAUGAUGUAACAUUAUUUUUUGGUUUAUCUGGUACAGGGAAAACAACCCUAUCUGCUGAUGCAAAUAGAUACCUUAUUGGAGAUGACGAACAUGUAUGGACUGAGGAUGGGAUAUUCAAUAUAGAAGGUGGAUGUUAUGCUAAAUGUAAAGGAUUAUCCAAAAGACAAGAACCCGAAAUUUAUAAAGCUAUAAAAUUUGGUUCUAUUUUAGAAAAUGUUGUUAUGGAUCCAGUUACUAGAGAGGUAGAUUAUAAUAAUUGUUCCAUAACAGAAAAUACACGAUGUGCUUACCCAUUGUCGUAUAUUGAAAAUGCAAAAAUACCUGCAUAUGUACAUGCACAUCCGCAGAAUAUUAUUCUUUUAACAUGUGAUGCUUUUGGUGUUAUACCACCAUUAUCUAAAUUGGAUGUUUAUCAAAUGAUGUAUCAUUUUGUAAGUGGUUAUACUAGUAAAAUGGCAGGAACAGAAAGUGAUGUCUUAAAACCAACAGCUACAUUCUCUUCAUGUUAUGCUGCUCCAUUUUUAGCUCAUCAUCCAAUGGUGUAUGCAAAUAUGUUAGCAGAGAAAUAUCAGAAGCAUAAGGCAAAUGUAUGGUUAUUAAAUACUGGCUGGAUUUAUGGUUCCUAUGGUUCAGAAAAUGGACAACGAAUACCUUUGAAGUAUACUCGUAUGCUUGUAGAUUAUAUACAUGACAAUAAACUACUUAAUAUUGAAUAUAAAAAAACGCCCAUUUUUAAUUUUAAUAUACCAUCUCAUUUGGAUGGUAUUCCAGAUGAAGUUCUCGAUCCACUUAUUGGAUGGAAAGAUAAAGAAGAUUACAUGACAAAUCUUAAACAUCUAGCCAAAGAAUUUAUUACAAAUUUCACCUUAUUCUCCGACAAGGCGGGACCAGAAAUAUUUUCUGGGGGACCUACUCUCUAA
Plasmodium gonderi is the source of this 1800-nucleotide messenger RNA. RefSeq names its product phosphoenolpyruvate carboxykinase. The transcript has a single exon. Gene Ontology annotation, biological process: gluconeogenesis. Bases 1 to 1800 code for a protein of 599 amino acids. The record is from RefSeq and is a predicted model, not a curated record. Gene Ontology annotation, molecular function: ATP binding; phosphoenolpyruvate carboxykinase (ATP) activity. Lineage: Eukaryota; Apicomplexa; Aconoidasida; Haemosporida; Plasmodiidae. Gene Ontology annotation, cellular component: cytosol.